AUGUCAAACUCACAAUCACACGCACUACCAGCUGGCGUUUUCGACGCUUACCUCCCGUCAGUGCUGACUGAUGAGGAUCAACUUUUCGAGUCGCUCGAUGUUCUGGUAAACUCAGUGGGCAUCGAUGUCAGCACCUUUUGCACAGGACAUCGACAGGAUGCUCCACUGUUCGAUUCGAUGUCGGCUGAUACUGAGGCCGCUGAAACAAUUCAAGAUAACACCGACUAUUCAAUGCAGAGUCAAUUUUCUAAUACCGAUGACAUCGAUACUUAUCUUUGCGAAACAUCGAGUGUCAUACCACAUCCUCCAAAUGUAUUUCUAUCAACAUCAGUGAUGAGUACAUAUGACACUAAACAAAGUUAUAUUUCAUCACCGAGCUCGCCGAAGUAUGUCAACUGUAAACAGAAAAGAAACUUUCUUGUACAUGAUCACACAACAGGCAAAGACCGCCGUCCAUAUCUUUACGAAUUUCUUCGCAUGCUAUUAGAAAAUGGUGAAUAUUCACACAUUAUCCAAUUCAUCGAUCGUAAACAAGGCGUUUUCAAACUUCUCAAACCUCAGGAUAUUGCUGAACUAUGGAGAUAUGCGAAAGGACGCAAUAGCGAUAACGAAAUGACAUACGAUAAAGUUGCUCGAGCAUUACGCUACUACUAUAGUAGUGAAAUCAUGCAGCCAAAUCCCGGUCGCUAUACUUUCAAGUUUGGACCUAAAUCCGGUUUUGGCAAGUCUUGGUGGCCAGUCUGCUAA
Messenger RNA from Adineta ricciae, 747 nucleotides. The record is from the annotation of a GenBank genome assembly. NCBI's taxonomy places the organism in Eukaryota, Metazoa, Rotifera, Eurotatoria, Adinetida, Adinetidae.